AUGAGCGGGAGGGUCGCCAAGGACAGAGACGUCCGCGUCAAGGGCUCGAACCCCGCGUGGCUCGACCGCGACCGCGAGGACCGCGGCGGCGGAGGGUCCAAGGUCGCCGCCAAGGUCAAGCGGUACAGGGCUGGGCAGGCCCCCGCGUGGGCGCCCGGCGACGACGAUGGGAACGAGUCCGACGGGGAGGAGGAGGAACUCGGCGCGUUCGCGGCUGGGCCGGGGCGACGCGCCCCCGCCCGCGCGGUGGUGGUCAAGCCCGCGCGCGGCGGCGCCGGCGGGGCGGAACCCGGCGAGAGGAAGGUCGCCGCGCCGGUGGUGAUCCGCGCGAGGCCCGCGGAGAGGACAAAGGAGGAGGAGGAGAUCGCCGCGGAGAACGACAGGCGACGCGCGGAGAUGCGCGCGAGGGCUCUCGCGCAGCAGCAGGAGGAGGAGGAGAUGCCGUACGAGUCCGAGGACGAUUCCUUCGGCGCGGGUAUGGAACCCGACCCUCCGCCCGCGUUCGACGGCGGAGUCCAGCGCGCGGCGCCCCGACCAAAGUCAGGCAUCGAAGAUGAAGAAGAAGAAGAAGAUGAAGAAGGGAGCUCGUCGUGGGAAACCGACACCGACGCCUCGGACAGCGACGAACCGACGGGGCGCAAGAUGAUCAAGCCCGUGUUCGUCCCCAAGCGGGAGCGCGACACGGUCGCCGAGCGCGAACGCGUGGAGGCGGAGAUUGACGCCGAGUGGGACGGCCGCGCCAGGCAACGGGAGAUUCGAGUGAACGAGUCGCGACAGCUGGCGCAGAUCGAGGUGGACCGUGAGAAUCAGAUCGAGGAGGCGGAGGCGAACGCGGAGGUGAGCGACGUGGACACCAGCGACGAGGCGGACCCGGAGGGAGACUACCAGAAGUGGGUGAUUCGCGAGAUGGAGCGCAUGCGCGUGUACGAGGAACAGCGGGAGCAGUGGGAGAAGGAGCAGGAGGAGCUGGCGAUGCUGCGGGCGAUGCCGGAGGACGAGAAGGAGGAGUGGCUCCGCAAGAACCGCCCGGAGCUCUACGCCCCCAAGGCGGAGAAGGAGCGCAAGAAGAUGAACUUCAUGCAGAAGUACUACCACAAGGGUGCGUUUUUCCAGGAGGCGCCCGACGAUCCCUUCGGCACGGCGGGCACCGACGACAUCUACAAGCGCGACUUCUCCGUCGCCACCGGCGAGGACAAGGUGGACAAGAGCGCCCUGCCCAAGGCGAUGCAGGUGCGCAAGGACAAGUUCGGUAAGGUUGGUCAGACGAAGUGGACCCACCUCAGCGCCGAGGACACCACCUACGCGGGCCGCGACAAGGGCGAGUUCAACGCGUGGGCGGACAAGAACAACCCGAACCUGCGAAAGCUGGAGAAGAAGCGCGCGGGGAUGAAGGGAUUCGAGGUGAAGAAGCACCUCGAGUAG
Micromonas commoda is the source of this 1422-nucleotide messenger RNA. RefSeq lists its product with no specific name. Bases 1 to 1422 code for a protein of 473 amino acids. Gene Ontology annotation, biological process: mRNA splicing, via spliceosome. The record is from RefSeq and is a predicted model, not a curated record. The transcript has a single exon. Gene Ontology annotation, molecular function: RNA binding. Gene Ontology annotation, cellular component: U2-type spliceosomal complex. Lineage: Eukaryota; Viridiplantae; Chlorophyta; Mamiellophyceae; Mamiellales; Mamiellaceae.